Messenger RNA from Xenia sp. Carnegie-2017, 3026 nucleotides. RefSeq names its product 52 kDa repressor of the inhibitor of the protein kinase-like. Gene Ontology annotation, molecular function: protein dimerization activity. NCBI's taxonomy places the organism in Eukaryota, Metazoa, Cnidaria, Anthozoa, Malacalcyonacea, Xeniidae. The transcript is spliced from 4 exons. The coding region runs from base 9 to 3026 and encodes 1005 amino acids. The record is from RefSeq and is a predicted model, not a curated record.
GGAGAGAUAUGUCAAGUGAAAUGUUAAUACCUAAGCACUUGACAGUUCAUUGGCAAAGUGGAGAACUAAGAGCUUUAAAAACUAGAGGUGAUGGUAAUUGUCUGUACAGAGCCUGCUCAAAAUUACUUUGUGGCAAGGAAGACCUAUGUCAUUUGCUGAGAGACUUAACAAGCAUUGAGCUAUUCAAUCACCAGGAGUAUUAUGCUAACCACCCUUACUUAAAAGAUAAGUUGCAUUUUUUUAAGUCAGAAAAUACUGCUUUUUCUGCAUCAGUAUCAGAUGUGGCUUUAGGCAAUGGCUAUGAUAGGAAAAAUCCAAGCACAAAGGUAAUAGUAGUUAAAGAGGACGCUCUAAAUAAUGCAUGCAAUGGUACUUAUUCUUCACUUAUGUGUAUAUUUGGUUUGUCGUCUGUCACUGGAAUGACUAUAAUUUCAGUUUAUCCCGAAAAGUUGGACCAGGAGACCAAAUAUUCACAAUUUCUAAAUGGUAAAAUUCUUCCACGGCAAGCACACCAACAUAUUUCAAGUCAACUUGUUCAGCCUGCUAAGUUAAUUUUAAUGUGGACAACUACUGGCGCUUAUUCUCUUCCAGAAUUAGAUAUAGAAUUUCAACCCAAUCAUUUUGUACCACUAAUUGAAUUUAAUCAAAAUAAUAACUCAAGAGUUAAUAAUAAAAAAAAAAUUACUGACCACUUUAAAGUUGAUGUCUUACAGAAAAAUAAAAGUGGACUUGAGCAACAAAUAGACACAACUUUGGUAGCACCUGCAAAAUCCUCACCAAGGGAAGACUUAGAUGGCAGCAGCUAUGAUUGCUUGAAGACUUCCUUAAAACGACCUCUUUCAUUCGACUUUGAAGAUGGAAAAGUAUCAAAUGCUUCUUGUCCCUUGUCAAAAUCUGUAAAAACUGAUAUGACAGAUGUUGAUCCCUUGGAUAUUGGACAUUUUGUAUCUGUGGCGGCCCUAGAUGACGACACAAAGCUAAGACUUAUAACAAAUCACUGGAAGCCUUCCCCUUCUUUCAAUUUUCCUUUUUCUGAGAAUAGUAAAUCUUCAAGAAAAUUUUGUGCUGGCUGGCUAGAUCGUUGGUCCUGGUUGUGCUACUCUAAAUUAUUUGAUGGAGCCUUUUGUUAUUAUUGCGUUUUGUUCGGUCAUCAAACAGGACAUAAUGGUUCAAAGCUUAGUAAAUUAUUUAAGGAACCCUUAAGAAACUGGCAAAGUGCGGCAACAAAAUUUUACCAGCAUGACAAAUAUUCCCUAAUUCACCGUGACUCCAAGUUACGUUUGUCGCAGUUCCAACGUGUGAUGAAAGGUAAAACUAUUGGCAUCGACGAACAAGCCGAUCAUCUUAGAAGUGCUCGCAUUCAAUACAAUCGUGACGUUUUAGGCUCUAUUAUUAAAACUAUUAUACUGGCAGGCAGACAGAAUCUUCCCUUACGAGGCCAUCGUGACGACUCAAAGUAUUUUCUAUCUUCUAAUCCUGGGAACUUUCAGGCCUUUUUGAAUUUUAGAGUAGACGCGGGUGACGCGAAACUAGAAAAACAUUUUGAAAAUGCAAGUAAGAAUGCAACUUAUCGUUCGAAGACAAUUCAAAACAAGCUGAUAAAGAUCUGCGGGGAACAAAUCAAAGAAAAGAUUGUUUCUGACAUCAAUUCUAAUGAAUGCCCAAUUUACUCAGUCCUUGGUGAUGAGGCAACAGACUGCAGCAGUAUCGAGCAGAUGCCAAUUGUUGUAAGGUAUGUUGACUCAAAGCAAGAAAUUAAUGAGUGUGAAGGAAUGACUGGCGAAGCGCUAGCGAAGAAUAUCGAAGAUACUUUAAACGAAGUUGGGCUACUACUUUCCAACUGUCGUGGUCAGUGCUAUGAUGGUGCCAGUGCAAUGUCAAGCAAAUCAAAGGGAGUUGCUUGUCGUAUUUUAAAGAAAAAUCCAAAAGCUUUGUAUAUCCAUUGCGCUAGUCAUCGAUUGAACCUUGUUGUUGCUAAAGCAUGUGGUGAGCAAACUGUCAAAAACAUGUUGGGGCAUGCUCAAAAGAUCUUCAGUUUCUUCAGCCCAUCCCCCCUACGAAUGCAGUGCUUGAGGCAGAAUAUGGAAAAGUCUGGGUUACGUCGUAAAAAACUAGGAGCUCCAUCCACAACGCGUUGGGUUGAACGGAUACGUACACUUGAUGGAUUUGUGGAAGCAUUUGUACCUGUUUGUCAAAGUUUAGAGUACAUGAAGCUCAAUAUGAAUAAAGAUUUUGAUAAUUCAAGUAGGGACGCAGAGGGAUAUCUUCGUUCCAUAAAAUCUUUCGAAUUUAUUGUUAAUCUUGUGAUUACAUCAAAUGUUCUGCAUCACACAAUGUCGUUGACUGUCCAACUGCAGCAAAGGAUGAUCGAUAUCGCUGAAUCAAUUAAACAUAUAAAUCUUUUGAAGUCACAAUUAAAAAUUUUACGCAGCUCGGCUGAUACAAUUCAUGACCAAUACUACGAAGAAGCAGUGGAUUUAGCAAACAGAGUAAACGUUGAUGAAAAAUUCCUCGACUUUGCAAUGUUCAGACAACUCGUGAAAACUAUCCUGCACAUACAGCACUAUUUUCUCAAUUGCAAGGACGUUAAUUGGAAGGAAGAGUUUAUGAAGUUUGCUGUUGCAUAUAAAGAGGAUAUGCCACACUUUCGGAAAAUACAUGCUGAAUUAGGAUUGUGGGAAACAAAUUGGAAAGGGGGCUUUGAGAAAGUUAAGUACGAUUCAAUUGCCGACACGCUUCGAACUUGUAACAAACUUGCGUUUCCAAAUAUAUUUACAGCGCUUAAGAUACUCGCUGUUGUGCCAGUCACUACAUGUGAGUGUGAAAGAUCCGUUUCUGCCCUUCGUCGAAUGAAAACUUGGUUACGUAGCACAAUGAUCAACGAAAGGUUAAAUGGAUUAGCCCAAAUGCAUAUUAAUGAUGAUAUUAAGUGUGAUGUCGAAGAAGUGAUUAAUACCUUUGCUAGACAAAACCCAACGAGGAUGCAAUUUCUUGAUAUCCUGGAGGAUAAAGAAACAGAUGCUUGA